Lepisosteus oculatus (spotted gar) is the source of this 1614-nucleotide messenger RNA. RefSeq names its product family with sequence similarity 107 member B (gene fam107b). NCBI's taxonomy places the organism in Eukaryota, Metazoa, Chordata, Actinopteri, Semionotiformes, Lepisosteidae. The record is from RefSeq and is a predicted model, not a curated record.
CUUAUACUGUGUGUGACUCAGGCAUUGGAUCAUAUGUGCCGGCCUUCUCCAGCAAUACUAAUUUACAUUUUUGCUCUCAUCUGCUUCUUGAACGGCUACCAAGAAAGAAAAUACCGUAUUAGCAGGCACACCUCAAUCAAGAAAUAGCCGGAGAAUGCACGAGUGCUACACAAACCACUCCUAGUCUUCACUUCGCUAUCGAGAAAACUGUCUAGGAGAGAGCAACACCACCAGGAGUUAAAAAGAUAGCGGCUUGGAGCAGGGCGAUUUGACAGAACUAUCACCAACAGUGAGGAGCAUCAUGGCGGAGCCAGACUACAUUGACAAUGACUGUGAUGAGUUAAUCAAGCCCAAAAAGAUUGUCAAUCCUGUGAAAUCUUCAAGGAACCACCAGGAUCUUCACAGAGAACUCUUAAUGAAUCAGAAAAGGGGCCUGGCCCCUCAGAACAAGCCUGAACUGCAGAAGGUGAUGGAGAAACGGAAACGAGACCUGGUUGUGAAACAACAGAAGGAGGAGGAAGCCCAAAAGAAGAGGACUGACCUGGAGAUCGAGCUCAUGAAGAGGCAGCAAAAACUGGAGCAGCAUGAACUUGAAAAACAGAAGAUGGAAGAAGAGCAAGAGAAUACUCCAGAGUUUGUCAAGAUGAAAGGAAACCUGAGGAGAACAAAACAGGAAGCCGAGCAUCAAGACCACGACACUUAAACCAGCACAAGGAGUCCCUGGCACUUAUUGACAACAUCCACAUCCGGCGGGAAUUUUCCAGUUGUAUAGGUCUUGUUUCCUUAUAAGCAGGAGAGACUGUAGAUUAAAGAUCCCAAGCAGCUUGUAUUUUUGGAGGCUUACCAGUAUUUACUUCAUUAUUGUCACUGAAGAUGGGCAGUUGUGGGAGGAUCAGUUUGCCACUAUCGGGAGCAGAUGAAUUUCAGUUGAAACUAAAGUUUGUUGCCUUGAGAACAGAACUUAAGAAUAAAGCCAGAGAAAGCUACUUGUAUUUUCUUAUUAAAGAAUGGAAACUUGGACACUGGAUGAACUCUUGGAACUGCAUUGAAAUGUUUGUCAGCCAAAUUCAGUGCUGUUAACGCAGUCUUAUUUAUGUAUUAUUAUUUUUUGCCUACAUAGGAGGUUAAAAUGUUAAGGUGUUUUUGUGUGUGUUAUUUUCUAAACUGAAAAAAAUGUUUUCUUCUAAUUGUGGAACCUAAUGAAGAACCAUUUAACUGUGUAAUCACAUUGCUUGCUUUUUUUAUUCUUUCGUUUUCCCUCAGCGAUUCCUGUUUUACAUUAUGCUAGAACUCCAGGUGUGGGAGUGUAUAUAAAAAAUAUAAAGUUUUUUCUUUAUAUAUGUUUUUUUAUUCAAAUAAAUAUAAGGUUAAAAUUUGAAUUUUAUUAGGUUUUACCCUUGCCAAUAUUUCUAUCCACAAAAUAUUUGGAGUUUUGGCUAAAUAUAACAAGAAUUACAAGGAAAUGCUGUUAACUUUUAACAUUUUGUAGAAGUUCUGGUAAAAGCUUUUAAACUUCACUGCUAUUACAGUUUGGUAAUUAACUUGCUUUCCUUUUGUUUUUUAUUUGUCCAUGGUAGCACAUUGUCUUUAAAUAAAGAUAACUUAUGAAUGGCG